Molecule: messenger RNA, 7187 nt
Organism: Seriola aureovittata
Lineage: Eukaryota; Metazoa; Chordata; Actinopteri; Carangiformes; Carangidae
Product: sphingosine kinase 1
Exons: 5
Coding region: 1107-2804 (565 amino acids)
Biological process (GO): negative regulation of apoptotic process; sphingosine biosynthetic process; cellular response to growth factor stimulus
Cellular component (GO): cytoplasm; membrane; intracellular membrane-bounded organelle
Source: RefSeq, a predicted model, not a curated record
CGACUUUAUUGUUCAAUUUUCAUUGUACAAGUUGGAUAAUAGAAGAAACUGACGCUUUAGUGCGAUGAAUUCAAUUGCACAUCUUCAUUCAGCAUCGACAAACGAGCUCAAAAACGCCAACAUUACAUUUGCACUUAACACAAGUAGGUCAAUGAAAUAAGGCAAUAGGCUAACCCACUGAGAUGGCAUUUUUCAUUAUACAGCGUGAACAACUAGAAGAAUUAUAGCCUACUUCAUGUACGGACUUCCUGUCACACGAAUAGGCUACUACACAUAUCUAUAGGCUAGUAAAACUAAAUGGCGGCAAUAAAUAACCUACCUAAAUAAAAAAGACUGAAUUCAGAGGUGCAGAAGUAGCUACUGAGAUCUUUUGGAGUAAAAAUAUUCCUUCAUAAGUAAAAGUCCGGCAUUCCUGAUUUUACUCCUAGAUUAUCAGAAUUGAAUGUAUCCUACUAGGUAAAGUAGAAGUAACAUUAGCUGACAGAAUGGCUCUUGGAGGAGUUAGGCUACAUUAUUGUAUCAUGAGAUGCGGUUGAGAGCUCCAUGGAUUGCUUCCAAGGAACCUGUAUUAGGAAAAAAUAAUAGGCUAGUAUUUUUAAUAUCUGAAUGUCAUCAGAAACUAGACAGAUUUUCAUCAUGGCUAUUUUCAAGUAUCCUAAACAUCCCGGCGACCCUGCAGCAGGGAUCUAUCCUGUAACUUUUAUAUAGACAAAAAAGAUCUGGCCAGAUGUUAGAUUUUAAGAUGAUUCGAUGUGGGCUUAUUGUUAAAAUUUAUUUGUUCGAGGCUUACAAAUAGUGAGUUGAAACCGAUAAAGUAGUUUAGUAUGAGCUGAUAUAACCCAUUGCACUAGGAACCUGUGCACAGAGAGGGCAGAAAAUGUUGAAUUCCUCAGGAGGAGCGGCUGGUGUCAGGACAGCCGGCUGCGCUCUGCUCCAGCUCCAUUAUUGCCAUUCCCCUUUCAGUCACUAGGGAGAGACUCUGAACUAGGAAAGCUGCUGUUAUCACACUCAAGGGUCCCACAGCAGGCUGGUAGUAGGAUCGGAGUCUACACCGCACCGCUAUCCGCACACCGGCCUGCGGGACGCGUCGGCACUCUCCGUCCGGGAUGGAGAGAGGCGCCUCUGAACCGGACCCAUCCCGCCAGCGAAACGGGGUCGUGGCCGCGCUGUACGGGGAGUUCACCGACACGCUCAACGACAGGGUCCGGUACUCGGUGAGCUUGACGGAGAGCGCCCUGACCGUCCAGAGGAUCUCCUCGUCACCCGGCCGGAGUAAGGUUGUUUUUAACUUGACCGACUGCAUCGGCUGCCGGGCGUACAGAGGGCCGGACAGCGCGGACGUCGGAGCCUACUUCACAGCCUAUUUCUACCCGUUCAAGAGGCGCUGGAUGAGCGCCGGAGUGGCCCGGCAGAGAGUGGAGCAGUGCUUUCGGGUCGCGCUGGUCCAGGACCCGCUCGCCAACCUCCGGGAGGCUGAGAGGUGGGCUCAUGCCAUCAGAGAUGCCUCAGUGCUGCAGGCGCCCCGGAGAGACGGUGUGGCGUAUACAGAGGUGCGUCGGCCUUGCCGGGUCAUGAUACUGGUGAACCCUCACAGUGGGCGUGGCCAGGCUCUGCAGCUCUUCACUGGCCACGUGCAGGGCAUGCUCACCGAGGCUGCUGUUCCCUACACACUCGUCAUCACAGAGCACCAGAACCAUGCACGGGAGGUGGUGAGGAAGGCUGACCUGAGGCAGUGGGACGCCCUGGUUAUCAUGUCCGGAGAUGGGCUGCUGUUUGAGGUGAUAAAUGGUCUGAUGGAGCGAGAGGACUGGCAAGAGGCCAUCCAGACCCCUCUGGGUAUUCUACCAGGUGGCUCAGGCAAUGCCCUGGCUGCCUCCGUCCACCACUACUCACAGUCGCCUCCAGCAUGGAAUGAAGAGCUACUACUGAGCUGUGGCUUCAUGCUGUGCAAAGGACUGGUUGGCUCCAUGGACCUGGUGUCGAUCCAUUUGGCCUCCCGGCAGCGCCUCUUCUCCUUCCUCUCCCUGGCCUGGGGCUUUGUGGCAGAUGUUGACAUCGAGAGCGAGAAGUACCGCCAUGUCGGAGCCAUCCGCUUCCUGAUGGGCACCCUGGUGCGUCUGGCCACCCUCAGAGUCUAUCAGGGCAGGUUAGCGUAUCUGCCUGUUAAGGAGGCGCCAAAACUUCCAAAAGGCAGCAUCAAGGCUAACCACCCUCCCCCCACACCACAGCACCCUUCACUCUGCUCCUCGCUUUCCUGUCGGCUCAUCCCCAACCCCUCUCCAAGUCACAAGUCUCAUCACAAUCACAACAGCACAAACUCCAACCACAACACCAUCACCAAAUCCUCCAACAACGCUAUCACUACCAAGAGACCCGAGACCCAGAGUGAUGGUAAGGCCUUAGCACUAGUGGACUCUCUCCUCCCUGGCCUGGACCAGCCAGUCCCAGAGAGCUGGACAGUAGUCAGGGAGGAGGACUUUGUCUUGGUGUUGGCUAUUUACCAGUCCCAUCUUGCGGAGGACCUGUGGACGGUCCCUGGUGCGAUGGCAGACGACGGAUUGAUUCAUCUCUUCUACGUGACAGCGGGAAUCUCCCGGCCCGCCCUCCUGCGCCUUUUCCUCGCCAUGGAGAAGGGCGCCCACUUGGCGUGCGGCUGCCCCCACCUGGUUUACGAGAAGGUGAAGGCCCUGCGGCUGGAGCCCAUCUCUCCGCAAGGCGUGAUCACUGUGGACGGAGAGAUGGUGGAGUACGGGCCUGUUCAGGCUCAAAUCCACCCAGGACUGGCCAGACUCAUAUGUGGAUGAACCUGGAUUAUCUUAAUCUUUUUCUGGUUGCAGAGCUUUCGAGUUUGGCCUUUUAUACUUGGUGUCGAUUCCUUUAUGUAUGCUGUGUUUUCAGAAGUGCCAAAGACAUUUUAUCAGCCUCUGGAAAUUCCUCUAUUUUUCUACAUAAACAACUCGUCCUCUCAAUGUUUGAUUCAGGGUCAAAGCCAUGGAUGGUUGUUCUUGCUGCUGGCGGGUCCCAGCUUACAGAAAGAAAGAGGGAUUUUGUGAGUGUGUGUGUGUGUGUGUGUGUGUGUGUGUGCGUGCAUAAGAGAGCUAUCUUUAUGUAUGUGAGUGUGCACUUGAGUGUGUAUGUGUGAGAUUGUGCAUGAAGAGCUUUGGCGCACAGCGGCACGGUGCUGAGGAGUGCAUUGUGCACGCUGCUGUCGGACCUCAUAAGCAUGACACACGUGAAGAGAAGCACAUUUUCCUGUCCUGGGACACUCCUGGAGAGACCACGCCCCUUGUCCCACUGUACUACACCAGGCUGUCAGUCUCCCUCCUGGGCAACCGCUCUAAACACCAUCACCUCCCCCUCAGCUUGGUAAAGAGGAGCUUUCUUACUAAGGAGAUAUAAAUCCCCUGGGGAUUUGAUGUUGACAAAUCUUUAAUCUUUGCUUAGUUUUUAUAAAAAAAAAAAAAAAAUCGGAACAAUAACAGAUCUAGUCAUACUCAGUGUUAGAGCCUAGUAAAUUUAACCCCUCCGCCUCCUUUUCUGUGUGCGAACCUCCUCCAGCUCCUAAUGCAUGAAGUGCUGGUGAGGCAGACAGAAACCUGGCCAGCUGAGCGUACACCUCCACCGACGGCCAAUCCAUUUCCUGACCUGUCCGUUCUCUUGCCCCGCUUGAUCUGCAGCCAUCAUCAAACUGUAGGAGCUGCCUCCACUCGCACACAAAUACACACACUCUCACUUUCUUUCCCCCAUCCCCCCCUCCUCUUAUGCACAGAUCCUCACAUGCACACUCAUUCUCUUGCAUCUCUGCAGCACUUAGUGGGGGGGGAGGGGCAUGGUCUGCUACUGUGCAUAUGAUCCCCUCUCCUCUUGCCAUCUUAAGAUUGUACUCUCUCUCCCUCCCUUGAGUUAAUGAGCCAUCAGCACCUAAUGUGUCCUUAAUAUUAAGCUUUACAUCCUGCAAAAGCGUGCUCAGUAGUGUCGGAGAGGUUUUUUUUUUGUCGUAUGAAGCUUUUAAGUGAGUUUCAAACACAUAUUAGACUGGUUGAAGCACGCUAAAGUGGAGCGAGCAGGGUUUCACACCGAGUCGGUCAGCGUUGCAUAUUGAGAGGCAUGCGAUCAAUGUGAGCUGAAGGGAGUCAAGUGCUCUGCUCCGCUGCUGUGGCCUUCUCGCUGGCUGUUGGUGCUGUGGUGAUGAGCGUUAGUGCACUGGAGCAGAGGAGAGUGCAAAUGUUAGCAUUAUCAUCAGUGCCCCCCUCCACACUCAAUCUCUCUCAUACAUACACACUCACACACACAUACACACACACACAACAGUUUACUUCAGGUCAUGAUGACCGCAGCAGAACUUUUACACCCACAGGUAUGCAUCAGCUGAAAAUCAUCACUUCGAGAGAGAGCCGUCUUCCCUGACCUUAAAAAUCAAAUCCUAUUCUAUAAUUAUAAAAAAAACACAGAAUGUCAACAGGGUGAUAGAGAUCAUACUGUAUGAAUGCUGACACAGCAAACAAAAUCAUCCAUUAUGCUGAAAUUGAAAAGUAGAAUGUUGAUGGGCUAAUGGGGUUUAAAGAAAUGCUGAAUAUCAGCUUUUCAGGGUUUUGAUGAAUACAUCGCUGUCAUCCUGAGUGCAAUACAGUCAGUGCAGUGACUGAUAGUGCACAUUAUUUUCCUGCCGCUUUUCCUGGAGUUUGCGAAGCAACUAUGAGUGAUUGGCUUCCACUAAAAAGGGGCAUAAUAUUAUAUAUUUUUCAUUUUAUGCAAACAGAGGAAAGCUUUCUUUUGGGACUGUAUUAAAAAUGAUUCGGGUGUUGAGGGGUGGACGAACCCUAUCUUCCACUUUUCCUAAUAUUAUUAAUAUUUUCUUUGGAAGCUUUUUUUGGCUUAAAAAAAAUGAUCAAAGAUGAAAUAUCUCCAUUUUUCCAAGCUUAGCCACCCAGUCCACACACACAUCACUUUAUGUGUCAUUAAUUAACACAAACCUUCAGUUCAGAUUAACAUGUAGAACCCUGAAUCCUCUUAGAUAUGACUGUUAGCUGCUUGAACAUAACUGGAGUCACCAUCGUCCAUGUGUCAUACAGUGCAAGUAAUCACCUGACAAAUUAUAGGACUGUUGGGACUCAGGAGGGCUAAUGUGGCAAGCUUUCAUCUACAUUACUGAUGUAGACAUUUUACACAUUGUGCAAGAACAAAAAUUCAAAUUAAUCAAAAUAGUUUGAUAUAUCGCCCAGCCGUACAACACAUUAAGAUGGGAGCUGCUGUAAGCUAGUAAAGAAUGAACGUUUAGUUAAUUAUAACUACAUACAUAGAGUCAGGACAUUUUGCCUCUUAAAACUGGCUGAUUGUGAUGAGGAAAAUCAAGCCGUGAUAUAUGGCAAAAUACGCCGCUAUGACUUGUCUCACACAAAAGCCAUGUUUUUGAUGCAACUAUUUAAUCUCUUUUUUUAUUUACUAUUAAUAAUUUUACAGUAAAUCUCACCAGAGAAGAAUGGACUAAAAUAUAGAUCAGGAAGGCCGCCAUUCCAGCAAAAAGAAAGAAAAAGAAAUCAUAACCACUCCCCUUUCCUGACCCCCUUCUCUCUCUACUUAUUUUUGUACAGUCCCUUAAUGAGCUGUGAUGUACUUGAAGUUGACCUGAGUUAACGUCUGUAGAUUUGGGUUUCCAUUUUCACUGCAGUGCCGAUUUUCCGCCUAUGACUUGAUUUUUACAUUCUGGUUCUGACAUUUACAUAUAGUGUAUGAUCGUCAUAGCUACAACUGACGUGCAACAUGCUGUACCUUCUACCAUUACUGUAUCCUCAGUGAAGUUAUCCAGGUGCUUUGAAUGCAUUAUCAUGUUCCGCAGGCUGCACUCAUGACAGUGCAGCUGCCCACAUGCACUGUUAAAUGUAUUUAGUACAUCUCAUAAAGGGUAGAGAUAAGCUAUGCAAAUGCCUUGUCACGGCUGCUGCAGUUAUCUGGAGUGAGGGGUCCCUCUGCUGGACCACUCAUAUUUCUCACUGGAACAACAUGGAGCAGCAGUUGAAUUCUGGAAGAUAUUCAUUAUACAUUGCAACCUCUUCAACAGCCCCCUCUUUCCUGCUUUUUACAAUCAUGCAUUGAUUUUAGUCAUGAUCGUAACAUAUAUCAAGCUCAGCUGCAGGAGACAUCGCACACUUCAUACAAAUCAUCAGAAAUGAAAACCAACACCCGGCUUAUCAUUAUUGAUCAUAAAAGAAAUUUACUCGAUUCUUGCAUAGAAAACACAGCUGCAAAUAAUAAUCAAUGUCAACAUCUUGGUGUAGGGUGUUAACUUAUGGUUCUAUACUGUUAAAUUGUUGUAUUCCACUGGCUGCUUUAAUGUAACAGCAGCAUUUUUAAAAACACAAAUGUUAAUAUUUGUCUUUGCCAUGUCUUGUCAUGGUAAUUUAUAAAUGAUUUAAGAAAGUUAUGUCACAUGUAUGAACUGAAAUGGUACAAACCUCAAAACGAGAAGCCCAGUGAUGUUUUUAGGAUGCUCUAAGAAUCUGAACAUGUCAUUCUCUCUGUACCAUGUACACUAUGUUAAACUCAAAAAUCUCUUUAGGCAGUUGUGUCUUGCUAUUGUAUCUACACUUAUCAAAAGCCUGAGAUAAUGACCUGAUUUUGCAAAUAGGUGACAAAUGUUUUAUUCAUUGUUUUCUUGUUUCUAUGUGGUGGUAUAAACCGGCUCUUAGUGCAGUAGAUCAGGGGAUUCACGUGGUGUGGUUGAAUGUGUUAUGCUGUCUGUGUUAGUAACAAAACAAAUACUGUUCUGUAAAGUUGUGUGCCACGUAUUUGCAGCUUUUCACUUUGAAGUAAGUGGAAAUAGGGGGGGAAAAAAACAUUUAUCUAGAAAGUGCCUUAGUCAUUAUACCCAAGACAGCAGAUAGGUGGUACACAAAGGGAAAGAAAAAAAACACACACAUAGAGAAAAACAAAUUCCAGGCUCUGAUCUGUACAGGGUGCAAUACAAACACAAAGGGAAUACACUGGUUCUCUAUUUUAUUCUAAAUUCUGUAUGAUCUGUGAAGCUUUUUAAAGAGAGCUUUAACUGGAUUUAAAGGUUUAACAUCCAUAUAUGGUUAUUACAGUUUUUGAACUGGCUGUCGACCACCAGGUAUUUAGCAUCUCCUUUUAUUUUAUUGUAAUUUGUAGACUUCCUUUUUUAAAGCCCAAUAAAUAAACAUUAUUGAUAC